Molecule: messenger RNA, 1108 nt
Organism: Rhododendron vialii
Lineage: Eukaryota; Viridiplantae; Streptophyta; Magnoliopsida; Ericales; Ericaceae
Exons: 2
Coding region: 179-841 (220 amino acids)
Biological process (GO): protein ubiquitination
Cellular component (GO): cytoplasm
Molecular function (GO): ubiquitin protein ligase activity
Source: RefSeq, a predicted model, not a curated record
UAUUAUUAAGUGUUUGGUUUGUAGUGUAAUUAACCCCUUAUAUAAACAAACGCUAAUAUCUAUCGAUCACAACCCUUACUUUACUGGAAGCCCUAGAUCGACAUCAAGAGACGACUCGCGAUUCUCUGUCUCUCUCUCGCUCGCUAGCUAUCAACCUCCCUCUCUCCCAUCAUACGACAUGGAUGUUAAGUAUUCCUAUUGUUGCCGGCAGGAUGAUAGCAUUAUCCCAGAGAAGAGGAAAGGGAAGUAUGAUGGCUUUUUUGUUUAUGUGCGGAUGUGUCAUAAACUGAGGAAGAUUGCUAAUGGGGGCAGUGAUGCGGAUGACAACGAAGUAAAGCUGGGCACAGUGUGUUCUAUCUUUACUGUGAACCGCAGUGAGUUUCUAGCAGGAGAGAAACUCAGGUAUCGUAUGUAUACCUGCUGUCUACCUUUAGCGUAUGUACCAGACGACAGUGUAAAGGACUCAAUAGUAGACGAGGUGCACAGAUUUGGCUGUUCAAUGCUGGACUUAGGGUUGAAGCCAUUGCCGCUUCUUGUGGAUGUUGGGAUUAGCAUGUUGCAGUUACCUGGUGAGAGUGAAGAUGAGGGGAUUGCCAGGGCUAUGAUGAAAAUGAAUGUUUGGGACUGCGUGCCUGCCACUAAAGCAUCUAUUGGAGCAUUAGAGGAAGUGGUUUUUGAUGGUUUUUGGUCGGUGAAGGAAUGUGGCAAGUGCUCAAAGACCCUUGCAGUAGGGAAGCUUGCUCGUAUGCCGUGCUCUCAUGUAUUUCAUCGGCAAUGUAUUUAUGCGUGGCUGGCGGGUAUCCACAUGUGUCCAAUUUGCCGCUUUACUAUGCCCUGCUGAUCUAAUUGAUAAAUGAGUUGAUUGUUAUCGUUAGUUGCUAGUAAGUAUUGAACUUGGUGGACUUGGUGGGGACAUGAGGCUUGAGGGUGGCUGAACAACAAGUUGCUAUGUGAUGUUUCUUUUGGUUUGGUUAUGAAUCUAUUUCCUCCAAAAAAAAUGAGUGUGAUGAUAAUAUUGGCUAGGAAUGCUUGAACACUGCGAAGGAGUGGUGAAUAUUACAUAACUAUCUUGGAAAUGAAAUUGAUUUAAAAUCACUAUUUUCUGAUC